AUGCGGCCCUCAUAUGUGCCAAAAAUAAUCUAUUUGUUGUCGGACGGACGAACUCACGAUUAUCCCAAGGACACUGAAAUGGCCGACCUGUUGAGGCAACAAAUCGACAAUUCGGACAUCUACGCCUACGGGACCGGCGAAUACGUAGCCAUCAGUGAACUGACUGCUAUCACUAAGGUAACAACACGGUGCUCGUCCAGUUUAUUCAGUUCAAAAAGUUUGAGAGAUUGA
This is a messenger RNA of Gongylonema pulchrum, 231 nucleotides long. Lineage: Eukaryota; Metazoa; Nematoda; Chromadorea; Rhabditida; Gongylonematidae. The record is from the annotation of a GenBank genome assembly.